AUGCGAAUAUCGAAACCCAAUAGCACCAAUAACAGCCCCAGAUCUUCCUCAACCAUGUCGAACCGGAGACGAACAAUGAUGGGCGGUGAUGUGUGGACCGGUCGAAAGCAGCAACCGAUGCUUGAUUAUCUUUCUAUUCCUCAGCAUCAACAUAUUGACUCUACACCCUCACGAAAGGAGCCAACCCGACCUCUCAGCUGGCAUCCGUCUUCAUAUCAUGUUCAAAUCCCCCAACAACCCGUCUUUCUGCAACAGACACAACAUCAGCAGCAGCAGCACCACCACCACCAAUUGGCCGGUCUGCCCUUUCCAACGCCAAAUAUGUAUGGCGUUGAUUCCAACGAUUUCUACGGUAGCCAGGCUCAAUUUUCUCCGAUGAUGACUUCGUACUCCAACGACACAUCGCCUUCAUCUACUUUUUCUCCGUUACCGUUGUUCUCUGAGGCAGAGAACACGCAGUUUGCGCAGUCCGACGGAUGGGAUGCAUGUCAGAAGCCAGGUCACGCGUACACUGGCCCUGAUAUCCAGGCUGUCAGUGAGCCUUUCGCAACGCUCAACAACUCAUCGAAUGCAAAGACUUCGGACGCGUAUGGCCUGGACUGGAAUACGUUUAUUGCACAUGGAUUCAACAACACCACUCCACCUACUCCCGAGGCCUUCUCCCAGACACAGCAGCAGCCAACAGUGUCCGAGGCAGCUGUCUCAUAUGAGCCUUUGGAUGAACCUGAAGAAGAGGGUGAGAUUCUUGUUGGCAUGGGCUUGUACGAUACUCCCGACAAGCUUGCUGAGGACCCUCAACUGAACAACUAUCGAACAACUGUUUCGUCACUUUUGGGAUCAUCGUACCGACCUCAUGAGCCCCAAGGCAAGGGUCUCAAGCUUGAAGAGACUUGGGAACCCCCAAAGGCGGAAGACGAAACAGAGGAAGAUGGGGAGGAAGAGGAAGACGACGAGGAUGACUCCGAAUGA
Molecule: messenger RNA, 969 nt
Organism: Metarhizium brunneum ARSEF 3297
Lineage: Eukaryota; Fungi; Ascomycota; Sordariomycetes; Hypocreales; Clavicipitaceae
Source: RefSeq, a predicted model, not a curated record